Molecule: messenger RNA, 9513 nt
Organism: Loxodonta africana (African savanna elephant)
Lineage: Eukaryota; Metazoa; Chordata; Mammalia; Proboscidea; Elephantidae
Gene: JAKMIP1
Product: janus kinase and microtubule interacting protein 1
Exons: 18
Coding region: 717-2828 (703 amino acids)
Molecular function (GO): kinase binding; GABA receptor binding; microtubule binding
Source: RefSeq, a predicted model, not a curated record
GGAGGCUGCUUUGCCUGGGGAGACAAUUGCCAGGUUGGUGACUCAUUUCAGCAGGGUGGGACAGACAGCUGAGGGCUGGGCCUUCCCCACCUGCUUCCUAAGGCUAAUCAAGGAGAGGGUCUAAAAUGGUGGCCGGGUUAGCUGAGAGGAGCAGCAGCAGGUGAGAGCGCAGAGGCUUCCUGUUCUGGUGGGGACAGGACCCGCCAUCUCCUCACAUCAUGCUGGAGUCGUCUUUCCUGUAAAAGGAGGAACGUGAUGUGUGCCUCUCGAGGACCUGUGGGCUCUGAGAUUCCACACCUGCAACACCAGAUGCUUCCCACUGCCCAGGAAGUGGUGCCACCUGCCCCAGGUACACAGAGAGGCUGGGGCUUAGUUAGUCGCCUGAUAGGUCACCUCGCUCCUCUCUUGCUGGGCAGUGUCUCGCUGCCCCCACAGCAGUAUCCCCGGUUCUGAGGCAGUACCUGGAAGCUAUGCAGCAGAGCAGAAAUUGCCAAACGGCAUCCCGGAAAACGUGUGCCAGUGUGGACUCCCAAGAGUGAGUGAGAAGAGUAAAGUUCCCAAACCUGGCCAACUCUGGAUAUUUUAAGUGUUUGCAAGUCCCAAGUGAUGGUGGCUGAUGUGGUGGCAGCAGAGAGAACAGAGGCCUGCGCCACUGGUUAGCACACGGAGCUCUCCCCGCGCCAACGGCAGGACCUGACCCCUGCCCGAGAGGAAGAAUGUCGAAGAAAGGCCGGAGCAAGGGAGAGAAGCCCGAGGUGGAGCCAGAUGCCAUGCAGACGGCGAACGAGGAGCUUCGGGCCCGGCUGACCAGCCUCCAGAUUGAGUUCCAGCAGGAAAAGAGCAAGGUGGGCAAGCUGCGCGAGCGGCUUCAGGAGGUCCGGCUGGAGCGCGAGCAGGAGCAGCGGCGGCACACGGCCUUCCUGUCGGAGCUGCGCGCCAAGCUGCACGAGGACAAGACGCGCGAGCUGCAGGCGCUGCGCGAGGCGCUGAUCCGACAGCACGAGCAGGAGGCGGCGCGCGCCGCCAAGAUCAAGGAGGGCGAGCUGCAGCGGCUGCAGGCCACGCUGACCCUGCUGCGGGACGGCGCGGCCGACAAGGUCAAGACGGCGCUGCUAGCCGAGGCGCGUGAGGAGGCGCGCAGGGCCUUCGACGGCGAGCGUCUGCGGCUGCAGCAGGAGAUCCUGGAGCUCAAGGCGGCGCGCCGGCAGGCGGAGGAGGCGCUCAGCACCUGCGUGCAGGCCGACAAGGCCAAGGCGGCUGACCUGCGCGCCGCCUACCAGGCGCACCAGGACGAGGUGCAGCGCACCAAGCGCGAGAGCGAGCGGGACAUCCGCCGGCUGAUGGACGAGAUCAAAGGGAAAGACCGUGUGAUCCUGGCCCUGGAGAAGGAGCUGGGUGUGCAGACGGGCCAGACCCAGAAGCUGCUGCUCCAGAAGGAGGCGCUGGAUGAGCAGCUGGUCCAGGUCAAGGAGGCCGAGCGGCACCACGGCAGCCCCAAGAAGGAGCUCCCGCCAGGCAUCGGAGACAUGGCGGAGCUCAUGGGGGGCCAGGAUCAACAUAUGGACGAGCGAGAUGUGAGGCGAUUUCAACUAAAAAUUGCUGAGCUGAAUUCGGUGAUACGGAAGCUGGAAGACAGAAAUACCCUCUUGGCCGAUGAGAGGAACGAGCUGCUGAAGCGCAAUCGCGAGACAGAGGUCCAGCUGAAGCCGCUUGUGGAGAAGAACAAGCGGAUGAACAAGAAGAAUGAGGACCUGCUACAGAGCAUCCAAAGGAUGGAGGAGAAGAUCAAGAACCUCACACGGGAGAAUGUGGAGAUGAAGGAGAAGCUGACAGCACAGGCCUCACUGAAGCGGCACACGUCCCUGAAUGACCUCAGUCUGACCCAGGAUGAGCAGGAGAUGGAGUUCCUGCGGCUGCAGGUGCUGGAGCAGCAGCAUGUCAUCGAUGACCUGUGCCUGGAGCGAGAACGGCUACUGCGCUACAAAAGACAACGCGGGAAGAGCCUGAAGCCACCCAAGAAGCAUGUUGUGGAGACUUUUUUUGGAUUUGAUGAGGAGUCUGUGGACUCAGAAACGUUAUCUGAGACGUCCUACAACACGGACAGGACAGACAGGACGCCAGCCACACCUGAGGAAGACAUGGACGAGGCCACGACCAGAGAGGAGUCUGACCUUCGGUUCUGCCAGCUGACCAGGGAGUACCAGGCCCUGCAGCGAGCCUAUGCCCUGCUCCAGGAGCAGGUGGGCGGGACGCUGGAUGCCGAGAGAGAGGCCCGGACUCGGGAGCAGCUACAGGCUGACCUGCUGAGGUCCCAGGCGAAAAUCGAAGAUUUAGAGAAGUUACUUGUGGAGAAGGGCCAGGAUUCCAAGUGGGUUGAAGAAAAGCAGCUGCUUAUUAGAACAAACCAGGACUUGCUGGAAAAGAUCUACAGGCUGGAGGUGGAGGAGAGCCAGCUGAAGGACGAGAUGCAAGACGCCAGGGACCAGAACGAGCUGCUAGAGUUCCGGGUGCUAGAGCUGGAAGAGAGAGAGAGGAGGUCGCCAGCCUUUAACCUCCAAAUCACCACCUUUCCCGAGAGCAGCAGCAGUGCCCUCCAGCUGUUCUGUCACCAGGAAGGAGUGAAGGACGUGAAUGUGUCUGAACUUAUGAAGAAGUUAGAUAUCCUUGGCGAUAACGGGAAUCUGAGAAAUGACGAGCAGGUCGCCAUCAUCCAGGCUGGGACUGUGCUGGGCCUGUGCGAGAAGGUAGACCCCAGUGUCUGUCUGUGCCCCCCUGUGCGAGAAGGUAGACCCCAGUGUCUGUCUGUGCCCCCCUGUGUGAGAAGGUAGAUCUCAUGUCUGACUGUGCCUCCCUGUGUGAGAAGGUAGACCCCAUGUCUGUCUGUGCCCACCUGUGCGAGAAGGUAGACCCCAGUGUCUGUCUCUUCCCCCUGUGUGAGAACGUUGACCCCAUGUCUGUCUGUGCCCCCUGUGUGAGAAGGUAGAUCUCAUGUCUGACUGUGCCUCCCUGUGCGAGAAGGUAGACCCCAGUGUCUGUCUGUUCCCCCUGUGUGAGAAGGUAGACCCCAUGUCUGUCUGUGCCCCUGUGUGAGAAGGUAGAUCUUAUGUCUGACUGUACCUCCCUGUGCGAGAAGGUAGACCCCAGUGUCUGUCUGUGCCCCCUGUGUGAGAAGGUAGACCCCAUGUCUGUCUGUGCCCCCUGUGUGAGAAGGUAGAUCUCAUGUCUGACUGUGCCUCCCUGUGUGAGAAGGUAGACCCCAGUGUCUGUCUGUGCCCCCUGUGUGAGAAGGUAGACCCCAUGUCUGUCUGUGCCCCUGUGUGAGAAGGUAGAUCUCAUGUCUGAUUGUGCCUCCCUGUGUGAGAAGGUAGACCCCAGUGUCUGUCUGUUCCCCCUGUGUGAGAAGGUAGACCCUGUGCCCCCUGUGUGAGAAGGUAGACCCCGUGUCUGUCUGUGCCCCCUGUGUGAGAAGGUAGACCCCGUGUCUGUCUGUGCCCCCUGUGUGAGAAGGUAGAUCUCAUGUCUGACUGUGCCUCCCUGUGUGAGAAGGUAGACCCCAGUGUCUGUCUGUGCCCCCUGUGUGAGAAGGUAGACCCCGUGUCUGUCUGUGCCCCCUGUGUGAGAAGGUAGACCCCGUGUCUGUCUGUGCCCCCUGUGUGAGAAGGUAGACCCCGUGUCUGUCUGUGCCCCCUGUGUGAGAAGGUAGAUCUCAUGUCUGACUGUGCCUCCCCGUGUGAGAAGGUAGACCCCGUGUCUGUCUGUGCCCCCAUACCCAGCUCCAUUCAGAAACCACAUGUGUGUUGGUAUCUGUCUGUUCCGUGUCUCCAUGCCCGGCUCCAUACGGAAACCACAUGGGUGUCAGCGUCUGUCCGUUCCCCAUCCCCGUGCCCGGCUCCAUAGAGAAACCGCAUGGACGGCUCCCUGCUUGGCGCAUGUGCUCCGGUCGGCUUCCCGUUUGCACCUGCAUGUGCUUGGCUGUCUGUGUCCCAGCUGAAAGCAGCACACGGUUUCUGCAGAUACUACGCCUUAGAGGCCACUCGAGGACAUUGAUAAAUGUCCACAGCAUUUGCUGCAUUUCCUCCCAGCUUUUUCCUCACGCCCUUUGUUCAAUGUGGGGAGCUCGCACCCGACACCCAGUUUUGUAGCCUGCUUUUUCAGUGCCCCCACACGCAGCGGUUUUGAUGGCCCCCUACCCUGAGCUCCUAGUCAUUCCUGGGCUGCUAGACGUUAGGGCUUUUCCCUUUUCCUGUCUGCCGUCAGCGCUGAGCGUCGUUACACACACAUUUAUCUCCAUGUUAGAACAUUUUUGCAGCAGAGAUUCCAGACAUGGAACGUGGCCAGACGGCAAGAGCAUUUAUAGGGACUUGGCUGUUGUCAGAAUGUUUCCCAGAAAAACGGGACCCGUGUUGUUGUUGACGGCCCCAAAUAGAACAUUACUGCUGAGCAGGACUCUGCCGACCGUAGGUGAAGUGCUCCGAUGUCGUUGUUGUAACUUCGUUUAUUUAAGUGCCGGUAACAGUGAGUUUUGUGCUGCGUGUUUUCUGUUUUGUUCUCCUUCCUCUGAACUGUAAUUACAUUUCUUCCGAGGACUUUCCAUUGGGGGUUCAUUUGUUCAUUCAUUCAUUCAACGAAUAUGUAUUUGUGUAAUUGUGGCUCGUGUUACUGACUUCUGCAAGUUUUAUGUAUUAAAGAUACUGACUUUUUGCCAUAUUUGCCAAGAACACAUUUCUGAUUUGCUUCCCUGUACGUUAGUUUAGGAAGUUUUAGACACGCACACUUUUUGUGUGGGUCCAUCUGUACAGCUGUCUUUCCCGGGGCAGGCGUUGCACGUGUAGAAGGGAGAUACUGGUCCUGUAAGGAUCGGCUCUUACUGGCCUUAACAGAGGUUCCUUCAGUGUCUUUGGAACGGCAUUUAAAAUAGAAAUAGCUUUCUUGCCCAGAUGCCUGUCCUCGCCCCCCAUCCCAAGUCAAUGCUGGAGACAGGCUACAGCCACCACCUGCCCGGGGCUCGUGGUGGCACAUGGUCACAUGUGGGUCCCAGCUGUCCCUGACCCAAGCCACCUGUCCUCACUGAGUCCCUUCCUCAGGAGAACAGGGGGUGGUGAGGAUGUAUGUACUGGGCUGGUGGGAUGCCAGGUGCAGGUAGCUGGGGCGGUGCCAGGUACACUACACAUUCUGUAAGUGCUCCUUUUCAUUCAAGAACCCACACGGACUACCUGUGCUGAUUAAAUGCCACAGCUCACCUGAGCACUCCACCCAGUGAUAGAUGAGUGCUUGUUAAACACUGGCUGACUUGACGAGGGUGGUCAGAGAUGCCAGACCCACCCCUGUCUUCCGUGAAGCCCCUGUCAGGGAUAUAGGUGGGUCCAUGGGGGUCCCUAAGCCUCCCUGUGUGCCCCUUGGGGGGCACAGCAUGCUCACAGCACCUGGAUGACUUUUCACAGAGGGCUUGUGGCCAGGCAGCAGGAGGAGUCAGGAUGGGGGGCAGCAGGGCAGAGGGCUCAGGCACUCACUCCACCCUAGUUUUCUGAGGUGAGCCUGCCUGGCUAUUCCUCACACCCCCAAUAAAGCCGGUGUUCUAGACCACAACAGGGGCCACCCCUCUGGUCCCCAGGUCUCUCAUCCUCCCAGGGUCAUGUGACCUCAGUAGCUGGCUGUGCCCACUGUGGUCAUCAUCCUCCUGCUCACCUGGCUGUAAGCCCCGCCCACACCCAACUGGUCUCUGCCCACCUUAGCCAGCCCCACGCCAGGUGCAGCUGUCUGUGGUCACCUCUAGAGCUUUGCCUCGUGUGUUGGCCAGCACCUCACUUGUGCACUAAACUGCCCAAGAACCUGCAGCAACCCCAAUCCUAUGAAGCUGGGGUGAUGCUUCCCAGGCCCCAACUAGGGGCAGAGAAGCCCAGUCCCCCUGGGACAUCCUGGGAACACCUGCCAGUAUUUGCUCCAUGAGUAAAGGGUUCUUGUCAGACAGUGCAGGGCUGCAGGCACCCACUCCCUGUCAAAGCCACAGUGCACACAACAUGAGGGGCUCCCAGAGCCCCUCGGGGCAGUGGGCCAUGGAUCGAGUAGAAGUGGGCCCAGUGGGACUUCUGGGAGUGCCAAUGUGACAGCUGGAAACUCACUGCCCCAUUGUUCCAGAAGCAAGGGGUUUCCAGGGACGCAACCGUCAGAGCCAAGACUGAACUGCCUUGGCCAAUGGGACACCUGGUCCCUGGAGCUGACAUAUUCACGGAGAGACCCCAGCCCCCAUGGGACCGCCAUCCACCCAGGCCUUAGUCGGUCCUCUCUCAACCAAAGACACGCCCCGUUAUUUAAAAAAAUUGUCAUUUGGUGUUGGCAUCUGUAGAAAUUUCCAUGUAGAGGCACAAGACAGAUUUCUUAGCAGAUAAACGAAGCACUGCUCAAGCUGAUUGGCCCAUUCUGUGUGCCAAGUAUGCCGUGGUUUCCAGCAAAGAGCUCUCCUCUGCCCAGGCCACCCGCCCUCCAGCCUCUAAGGCCCAGAUCUGACUGUGGUCAGCGUGAGGCUGGCUCACACGUUGAUACCUCGGAGGCCCCGCCGGGCAGAAAGCAAGAGUGUGAGACACCUGAGGGCUUACAGGGGACUUAGUCCUGCUUCUUCCCCCUCAAGUUCAAAUCCAACGAGAAAGACAGGACUAUAAAGAUGGAAAUGACACACAAAACAAAGCAGCAUUCUUCCUGGGAACAUGGACUGAGGAUGUGGAGAGCGUCCAUCUUUCUUGUAGUUCGCUCACUGGGACUCGAGGCUUUCCCAAAGGGAGGGCUGGAUCUGGGGUAGUGAGCAGCUCCCAGCUGGCUGGAGGUGCCCCUGCCUUGCUCCUGAGGAGCCCUGAAAGGGGACACGGAGGCUUGGGGGACCCCCAAGGACAGAGGUGGGAGGCAGCCCCCACCCUGCACGGGUCACUCCAAUAGAGGCCGAGGAGGGCAGGCCAGCACCCAACUCCUCCCGUCCUCCCCCUCAGGCUGUCUCCCUCCUGGAGGGGAGGGCAGACCCCUCUCUGCAUCCCCUCCUGCAGGGCAGGCUCCAUGAGUGUUGGUUGAACCAUUCAGUGCUAAGUUGUGCUUCACACAGGAGCCCUCCUGGCGCAGUGGUUAAGCGCUCAGCUGCUAACUGAAAGAUCAGUGGUUUGAACCCAGCAGAUGCUCUGUGGAAGAAAGAUGUGACAGUCUGCUUCCAUAAAGUUUAACCCACUGCCGUCGAGUCGAUUCUGACUCAUAGCAACCCUAUAGGACAGAGUAGAACUGCCCUAAAGUUUACAGCUUUGGAAACCCUGUGGGGCAGUUCUACUCUGUCCUAGAGGGUCACGGAGUCAGAAUCAACUCCACAGCACUGGGUUUUGUGCCUCAUAUGCCCCAGGAGCCUCACAGCCCCGUCUGCCCUCACUUUUUCUCCUGAUUGCUGAGAGGACUUGUCAAGUUUCUCUUUAUACCAAAUCUUUUUUUCUAUUUAAUGACAGAAAACCUGACACCAGAUUCUACAAACCUUGUCCUGAGAACAGUUGGAUUUGAUGAUCCAAAUGGGUUUCUUUUCCAUUUAAAUUUUUAUUCAUUUUAUGAUAUCAAAAAUGAAAUAUUUCCAAUUUCCCAUAAAAAAUAGGCUUACCUGUUCCUCAGAAACCGCGCAUCCUUUCUUAGCAAGCUCUGAGGGUCCCGUUGGGGUUGCCUCCGCUGGUCCUACUCUUGGGCCAAAAUGUGUUGAUGUGAGGGAGCCCUUGCGAUGGGGCUGGCACCACCCACACCAACCCUGCACCACCUCACGUUCCUGCAUCCCAGAACCCAUCACACCUACUGCAAGCCAGGCCCCAUGCAGGCCUAUGCCCUGGAAGGCUGGUCGGAAGGUGACAGACGUCAGUGGGUGUGUAAUGGCAGUCACAGGUGAUGGAGACUCCAGGGGGCACCUGGCCCACAGAAAAGCAAGCAGGGUCAGCUUCCUGGAAAGGGUAUCAGCUGACUUAGGACCUGCAGGUUGAGUAGGUGUUGGCUUCGAAGGGCCUGGGGCUAGGGCAGGUACAAUGUCCUUCAGUGCAGGGUCUCAGCCCAUUUGAGUACGACACACGGGUCAGAUGACUGGCCGGGGUUUGCGGAAGGGGAGAUUGUAGUGAGUGUCUUUGGAGGGGUUGAGUGGGAGUAGAUGACUGUUUUUGAGAGAACACACUAGAGGGCAGGGGGAUUUGGGGUGAGGGUGGAGGGGCGGCAGGAGUAUAGGUGUGACUCAGGAGAGGACCUGGCUGGGGGGUAGGCAUUUCCAGUGCGGGGCAGAAAGGGCAUGGGGGAGGGCGGGUGCCUGGGGCCAUCCAGAGUGAGGGAGGAGGCCUAGGGCAGGGUGCAUGUCCCAGAGUGCAGGUGACCAAGCCCAGGGAAGCAGGUGUGCAGGAAGGGGCAGGUCAGCAGGUCAGUCCUGGCUGAGGUCAAGGGCCCACAGGCUGAGAAGUGUCUGUGGAUUUACAAUAAGGAGGUUCCAACAUGGCCCAAACCCUCAGACACAGCUGCCUCAACAGAGCUAGUCACCUGUUACAUGGACUUUCUCCCCCUCUAGGUGUGCACCUCAUAAAGACACGCUCACAUGCCUGCUCCCUCAGAAACGUGCCCACUGCCCUACACUCACCCACAGCACAGACUGAGAGCAAAGGCAGACCUUCCCCACUGUGCCUGCUCCUGUGGGGAUGCACCCCACCUAUACCUGCCCCUCACAGGUACGCACUCAGCUGUACCUGCCUCUGCAGGUGUGUGCCCCAAGUGUACCUGCCCAUACAGGUGUGCAUCCACCUUUACCUGCCCCUGCAGGUGUGCACCCACCUGUAUCUGCCCCUGCAGGUGUGCACCCCCACCUGUACCUGCCCCCACAGGUAUGCACCUGCCUGUACCUUCCCCCACAGGUGUGCAUCCCCCCAUACCUGCCCCCACAGGUAUGCACCCUACACCUUUGCAGCUCCUCUGGGUCUGCCAUGUGCUCUCAGUGCCUUCAUGCUCAGCCCUGGAGCCCUUGCACACUUGCUCACCAUGCAUAGCUCUCACACACCUGCCUGGUGCUAUAGCACUCGCCCAUCAGCUUGCACCCCACACAUGCUGACUGCUCAAGUGCCAAGUGCCCCAUGCUGGCCUGGGACUGGUGGUAGCUUUGGAGGUGCUGGCUGGGCUCAAAGUUCCGCUUUCCAUGCUGUGAUUGUGUCCUUACCUGCACAGUGGGGGUGGGGAUGCUUCUCCAUGGGAGAUGGGAGAGCAGGGGCCUUGGCACACACUGCAGCCCCUACCUUGCUCAGACUCACAGAUGCUCACACCCACGCCCCCACACUCGGCUCCCCGUGCACCAAACCCACUCCCCCACACCACGUACAGCCAUCCUCACACCUGGGCCUCGUGACCACACCACAGCCACCUACGUGUGUGCACGUCUGUGCGUGUGCUACAGCCUACCUGUUGUCCUCUUUGGUGAGGGAGCCCCAGGCAUGUCUGGCAUGGAUGAGGGCCCCUGGGGGCACCAUUCUCACCCCCUGUGCC